Molecule: messenger RNA, 528 nt
Organism: Phymastichus coffea
Lineage: Eukaryota; Metazoa; Arthropoda; Insecta; Hymenoptera; Eulophidae
Exons: 1
Coding region: 1-528 (175 amino acids)
Molecular function (GO): nucleic acid binding
Source: RefSeq, a predicted model, not a curated record
AUGCAAGAAUUAUCUUUGAUAGAUGAAUUUGAAAAUGUGAUACAAGGAUUUUCUGACACUCUGCUACUUUUUAAAGAUAAGUUUCCAAAAAGAGAGAGUGGGUAUAAACUUACAACAUUAGCAAAAGAAUUAUUGGCACUUCCAUGCAAUGGUGCCCAUGAUGCUAGUGUUGAUGUCAUUUUAUUAGAACAACUAACCACUUCUUUUAUAAGUGUUCUUGAUUUGAUAGAAUCUAAUAAAACAAUCAAAGAUAUUUCAGAACGCAUGCAAAAGGAAAAAGACGCCAAAGAAAUAAUACCUUCGUUCAAGCCCAUGGAUGAUGUUAUUAGUAAAGCUAUGCAAAAAAGAUUAGCUUAUGCUGGUAUCACUUAUGAAAACUUAGUUAUACAUUUCAAAACAAAAGGAUUUGAUGACACAAAAGCUUUAUUAGUAGGUGAAGUGGAUGGUAAACCACAAAUAAUUAAAAAUAAAAAAAUUUUGAACUCUAUUUUAGAUUACUUGAACUCAGUUUUACAAAUAAAGGUUUAA